AUGACGGGGGUCAAGAGCUCAUUCUCAACGUUGGAAUUGCUUGAGCCGGGAACUCGGGCGAUCAAGUUUGCGAACAAGCGGUCCCUUGAGGUAGCUGGGGUGGGCACCGUGGAGUUGCGGUGUGAGACGCCCUCGGGAGAGCGGGUGAACCUUCUCUGUGAGGUGGCGUACGUCCCGGGUGUGGCGGAGAACCUCUUCUCGGUGAAGAAAGCAGCCGCGGUAGGGGCCGAGGUUGUGUUUCGCGGGGAGGUGUGUGAAUUGUCCAUGGACGGGGAGGUCAUGCUUCGGGCGGAGGAGAACGUGGAGGGCAUGUCGGUUGGUCCGGGGUGUGGGGGGGUCAAAGCGGAGGCGUUUCGGGAGGAGAAAAGUUCGGUGUACGAGCCUUGCAUCACGGGGAAGCAAACCCGGGAGCCAUUUUUCAAGGAGUCGGACUCCAAGGAGAGUACAAGCCCGGGCCUCGAGCUCGUGCACAUGGACGUGUGCGGGACCAUGCCGGUGACGUCAAAGGGGGGGAGUAGGUACUUGGCCACUUUCCGCGACGACUAUAGCAAGCUUUCGGUGGUGCAACCGAUGAAGCGGAAGAGCGACGUCACGGCGGUCACGGAGAGCGUGUUUGCCCGUUUGGAGUUACAAUCCGGGAAGAAGGUCAAAUCGGUGGAAACGGACCGCACUGGGGAGUACGUCAACGAGGGAAUGACCGCCCUCCUCGGGAAGAGAAGGACGGUGCAACGGACCUCGGCGGGGCACUCUCUCGAACAAAACGGCUCGGCGGAGCGGUUGAACCGGACGCUCGAGGAAGAGCACGGGCUUUGCUAG
Messenger RNA from Klebsormidium nitens, 816 nucleotides. Lineage: Eukaryota; Viridiplantae; Streptophyta; Klebsormidiophyceae; Klebsormidiales; Klebsormidiaceae. The record is from the annotation of a GenBank genome assembly.